Molecule: messenger RNA, 918 nt
Organism: Emys orbicularis (European pond turtle)
Lineage: Eukaryota; Metazoa; Chordata; Testudines; Emydidae
Gene: PRKAG3
Product: protein kinase AMP-activated non-catalytic subunit gamma 3
Exons: 10
Coding region: 1-918 (305 amino acids)
Biological process (GO): protein phosphorylation; regulation of catalytic activity
Cellular component (GO): cytoplasm; nucleus; nucleotide-activated protein kinase complex
Molecular function (GO): protein kinase regulator activity; AMP binding; protein kinase binding
Source: RefSeq, a predicted model, not a curated record
AUGCAUUUCCUGAGGAACCACCACUGCUACGCCGCUGUCCCCACCAGCUCCAAGCUGCUGGUGUUCGACACCACACUGCAGAUGAAGAAGGCCUUCCUGGCGCUGGUGGCCAAUGGGGUGCGGGCCGCCCCCCUCUGGGACAGCAAGCAGCAGUGCUUUGUGGGGAUGCUGACCAUCACGGAUUUCAUCAACAUCCUGCACCGCUACUACCGGUCCCCGCUGGUGCAGAUCUAUGAGCUGGAAGAGCAUAAAAUUGAGACCUGGCGAGAGGUUUAUCUGCAAGGCUCCCUGAAGCCCCUGGUCUCCAUCUCCCCCGAUGACAGCCUCUUCGACGCCGUCUACCACCUGAUCAAGAACCGGAUCCACCGGCUGCCGGUGAUCGAGCCCGUGUCCGGGAACGUCCUGCACAUCCUGACGCACAAGCGCAUCCUCAAGUUCCUCCACAUCUUCGGGGCCAUGCUGCCCAAGCCGCGCUUCCUGCACAGAACCAUCCAGGAGCUGGGCGUGGGCACCUUCCGGGAUGUGGCCAAGGUGCUGGAGACAGCGCCCGUCUACAUGGCCCUGGAGAUCUUCGUGGACCGCCGGGUGUCGGCGCUGCCCGUCACAAAUGAAGCCGGGGAGGUCGUGGGCCUGUACUCCAGGUUCGACGUGAUCCACCUAGCUGCCCAGAAGACCUACAACAACCUGGACAUGAGCGUGCGGGAGGCGCUGAAGCGGCGAACGGUCUGCCUGGAGGGGGUGCUCACCUGCCACCCUCACGAGACCAUGGGCGACGUCAUCGACCGCAUCGCAAAGGAGCAGGUGCAUCGCCUGGUACUGGUGGACGAGAAGAAGUCGCUGCGGGGCAUCGUCUCCCUGUCCGACAUCCUGCAGGCCCUGGUGCUGUCGCCCGCAGGUAUCGAUGCUCUUAACUCUUAA